Messenger RNA from Phragmites australis (common reed), 3899 nucleotides. Its product is annotated as CSC1-like protein RXW8. The coding region runs from base 289 to 2490 and encodes 733 amino acids. Gene Ontology annotation, molecular function: calcium-activated cation channel activity. Gene Ontology annotation, cellular component: plasma membrane. The record is from RefSeq and is a predicted model, not a curated record. The transcript is spliced from 13 exons. Lineage: Eukaryota; Viridiplantae; Streptophyta; Magnoliopsida; Poales; Poaceae.
CUCUCUCUGUCGCAAAAGCAAAGAACACCACGUUGGUUUCGAUUCCUCCCAACUCCCAAGCAACGCGCUCUCUCCUCUCCAAUUUGCAAAUCCUUGCGCAGAAAGCGCCUCCGAGCCCUCGCCAUUGCCGCGCUCCAGCGCAGCCAGCGUUUUGCGGGAUCGGGGCGGCGGUUGCUGGACGAGCCGGCCCUCCGUCGCAUCGAUUUGGAGGCACUGAGCUUAUCAAGGACGAUGCUCGUAUUUAGAUGACGUAAAGCGUGUCGUGCGCGACACACUUGAUAGGAAGCGAUGAAUAUCAGCGCGCUUCUCACCUCUGCGGGCAUCAACAUCGGCCUCUGUGUGCUCUUCCUGUCGCUCUAUUCUGUUCUCAGAAAGCAACCAGCUAAUGUCAGGGUCUACUUUGGGCGGAGGAUUGCUGAGGACCACGAUCAGCUCCGAGAGGCUUUUGUUUUGGAGAGAUUUGUUCCAUCAACUGGCUGGAUAGUGAAAGCCCUGCAGUUAACUGAGGAAGAGAUCUUGGCUGCUGCUGGGAUGGAUGCUGUUGUUUUCAAUAGAAUUCUAGUAUUCAGCAUACGCAUCUUCUCCCUUGCUGCCCUUCUGUGUGUUUUCGGAAUUAUUCCACUGAAUUAUUUCGGACAGGAUAUACACCAUGUCCGGAUUCCUUCAGAAUCAUUAGUUAUAUUUACAAUCGGGAAUGUGGCAGUGAGAUCAAGAUGGCUCUGGGUCCAUUGUGUAGUCCUGUACAUAAUUUCUGGGGUAGCUUGCAUUCUCCUAUACCUUGAGUACAAGCACAUUGCCAGGUUGAAGCUCCUUCAUCUUACAAGUGCAACACCAAAUCCAAGCCAUUUCACUGUCCUUGUUCGUGGAAUACCAAAGACUACUAAAGAAUCAUGCAUUGAUGUUGUUAAUGAUUUCUUCACAAAGUAUCAUGCAUCAAGUUACCUCUUCCAUCAAGUUGUAUACAAAGUUGGGAAGGUUCAGAAGAUAAUGACUGGUGCAAAGAAGGUAUAUAACAAGUUCAAACAUUUCAAGGACAACACUGUCGAUCAGGGAUGCAGAGCAAUUACCUACCCAUGUUGUCUUUGUGGAGCCUCUUCUAAUUCUUCCACGUUAUUAAGCACAGAAUUUGAGCAAAGCAAGGGGAAGGCUGACAGCGAUUCCAGCUUGAACUUGCAUGAUGAGGAAUGUACAGCCGCUUUUGUAUUUUUCAAAACUCGGUAUGCCGCACUUGUUGCAUCAGAAAUACUUCAGACAUCUAACCCUAUGAAAUGGGUUACUAAUCUAGCUCCGGAACCAGAUGAUGUGUAUUGGUCCAACCUUUGGCUACCCUAUAAGCAGCUUUGGAUUCGCCGUAUAGCUACACUCCUAGGUUCUAUUGUUUUUAUGUUCUUAUUUCUGAUACCGGUGACAUUUAUACAAGGACUAUCUCAGCUAGAGCAACUGCAGCAGAAGCUUCCUUUCCUAAAAGGAAUAUUGAAGAAGAAAUACAUGAGCCAGCUAGUGACUGGAUACCUUCCCAGUGUCAUACUGCAAAUUUUUCUGUACACCGUUGCACCAAUUAUGAUGCUAUUCUCUACAUUAGAGGGACCUACAUCGCACAGUGAAAGGAAGAAGAGUGCUUGCUGCAAAGUGCUAUACUUCACAGUUUGGAACGUAUUCUUUGUUAAUGUCUUAUCUGGUACUGUUAUAAGCCAAUUGAAUGUGCUGUCAAGCCCAAAGGAUAUCCCUGUCCAGCUUGCUAGAGCUAUACCUGGGCAGGCUACCUUCUUCAUAACCUAUGUUCUGACUUCAGGCUGGGCCAGUUUAUCAUCUGAAGUUAUGCAGCUCUUUGGUCUGAUAUGGAACUUUAUAAGGAAAUAUAUUCUGAGCAUGAGAGAAGAUGCAGAAUUCGUUCCCUCGUUUCCCUAUCACACAGAAGUACCAAAAGUUAUGUUGUUUGGACUAUUGGGCUUCACAUGCUCAGUACUGGAACCUCUGAUCUUACCUUUCCUGUUGGUGUACUUUGUCCUUGGUUAUGUUGUAUAUCGCAAUCAGUUGCUCAAUGUUUACCGCACAAGGUAUGACACAGGUGGUUUGUAUUGGCCAAUUGCACACAACACAGUCAUAUUCUCUCUUGUGCUCACCCAGAUCAUCUGCCUCGGUGUAUUUGGCCUUAAAGAAUCACCAGUAGCUGCAGGCUUCACCAUACCUCUUAUCAUCCUUACUCUUUUAUUCAAUCAGUAUUGCAGAAAUCAGCUUCUCCCAUUAUUCAGGACUUGUCCCGCACAGGAUUUAAUUGACAUGGACCGGGAAGAUGAACGGUCAGGGAGAAUAGAUGAAAUUCACCACCGACUUCAUUCUGCUUAUUGCCAGUUCCCUGACACUGAAGAUGUACCCUUGGAGAAAAUUCAGACUGUCGGUAGGAAUGAGGAGCAAGGUUCUAGCUCGAUGAGUCCAAUGGCAAAGAAACCUGUGAGAAUCUCAGAAGAGAUUUGUCUCACCCAACACUGAAAGGACUCCCCGUUAGCCGUCUGCAGCAUGUUGUGAGAGGAAUGAGCAUUCGAGGAAGACCCCGAGGACCCGAAGUUUGAAGAAGGAGCAGACGAGGACUUCAACGAAGGCAAGUCCUACAACCGUUGAUUAUGUUGAUCCUAUGUUUUUAAAUACAACCUGUAGAGCCGUUGUUUCAAACAAUAGGAGUAUGCAUGAUUAGAUUAAUAGUUGUGAUUUUAGAGAAAUGCUAGAAUAGUUAUGAUCUAGCUUGUUUAUCCCAAGCCUUGUCAUUGUUACCUUUAUUCCGUUUAAACUCUAGAAAGUUCCUAACAUCAACUAUAAUGAUUGUUUGGAUGAAUGCUUGUUUACUUAGUAUGCUUAGGAUUGCUUUGCUCAAAAGAAAUGACUAGAUUAUUUACAUAUGUUAAUCAUGUUUUUCAAAAAUGUGAAGUGAUGUGUGCUUGGUGCGUGUGCGAGUAAAACUUGUGUUCUUGGAAAAACUCUAGAGUAGUGUUGACGAGGGUGAGUAAGGUACCCCACAAAGGUGAGAACUACCUUGGAGCAAGGUUCGCCUUUGUGGUGUUCUUGCUGGGAGACUCUUGCCUCGGUCGUAUAAGGACCGGUUCGCUGUGACAUCUCACCUAGUAUCCACUCGUACAACCACAUAGCCUGAAUGAGCAGGACUUGACCUAACCCCUCUGACUUAGUGCGGUACCCACCCGGAGGCUGGUAGUGGCAAUGGGGACCAGGAGAAGACUUGGGUGGUGCGUAGCCCAAGGUCCGGCUGGUGAUAUUGUUAAGGCUAUGUCAAAGCCUUGGGAUUGCUAAGUGGUCCUUCCCGUGGAUCUUCUAAGGCCCCUGGUAUCUUAGUGCCCCAUGGGUGGAUAUUGUGACUUCGUUGUGAGGUCGUUGCGUCUCGUUAUGACAGUUUCACCAGUUGCUAAGGUGGGAGCUUGUGCAUAUCUUGUGGGUAAAGUGUACAACCUCUGCAGAGUGUUAAACCUAUCCGGAUAGUCGUGUCCUCGGUCAAGGACAUGCUAUGGUUUGGUCACAAUGAUUAGCUUUUCGGCGUGAGUAUCUCCUUGGUGUGUGAGUGGGCUGUGUGCCCGUGUUUUCGAAAAGAAGGGUUUUGGCUUUGUGCUCUAAGCCUCCUGGACUGUGUCCGCUAGCAAAAGACUUAUGGGAACUGGUGGGAUGAAAGUAUCUCCCCCAGGGCCGUCAACCUUCAUAAGCUCAACUUACGUGUUCUCUUCGGAAGUGUUUUUAUUAAAGUUAGUCUUUGCAAAAUGAACCUUACAUCAACAAAACUAGCUUUCCGCAAAACCUAAAAGACUCUACAGCCUUAUCCUUGAUCUACUCUUAAGCAUCUAAUUUUUCCCCUUGAGGUAGGACUUGCUGAGUACCUUAUAUACUCACACUUGCUAAUU